Molecule: messenger RNA, 1099 nt
Organism: Ostrinia furnacalis (Asian corn borer)
Lineage: Eukaryota; Metazoa; Arthropoda; Insecta; Lepidoptera; Crambidae
Product: facilitated trehalose transporter Tret1-2 homolog
Exons: 4
Coding region: 35-751 (238 amino acids)
Biological process (GO): transmembrane transport
Cellular component (GO): membrane
Molecular function (GO): transmembrane transporter activity
Source: RefSeq, a predicted model, not a curated record
CUCGUCAGUUGACGCCAACUUGGGCAACUUUGCAAUGGGCAUGACAAGGUUUAUUACUGGAAUCUUUUCUUCGUUGAUGUUGUACAGAAUUGGAAGGAAACCUCAGGCGUUGAUAUCAAGUGUCGGUGUAGGAUUAUCAUUCAUAGCUCUGGGCUCGUACAUUCACUCCAAGAGCCCGCCCAGCGUCAUUCCCGUGGUGUGCUACGUGUCCACCGUCAUGUUCGCCACCCUCGGCUACUACACCAUACCGCUUCUGAUCAUGUACGAACUGUAUCCAUUGCAGGUGCGUGGAUUAUUGGGUGGCAUCACAGUGUCGUUGUUGAAUUUCAUGAUAUUUGGAGUGAAUAAAUUGUAUCCAUAUUUACGAAAUCUAAUCGGAAUCGCUAAUAUAACUUUAUGCUUUGGAACUUCUUCUUUAUUAGGCAGCAUAUACCUCUACUUCUACUUGCCAGAGACAAAAGGGCUGACUCUCCAAGAAAUAGAGGAGUACUUCAACGAUCGUCGCGCCACGCUAGUGUCACAGCGCCACGUGAUUGCCGCACAACUUAGCCAGGGGUCUUCAUCAAGGAACGUCGACAGAAACGCAACCAAGUCACAAGAUAUGAAGAAGCAAAAAUCGGAGAAUAAAUCGGAGAACAAAUCAGAGAAUAAAUCAGACCAGGACAAAUCAGAUGUACUGCAGUUGAGGAAGAAAAAGAAAGACAGACAGAGUGAAGGGUCUACAAGUGCUUCAAAGGAUGAGAGAGAAUAAGUGAAAUUAUGGUAAUAGUUAAAUUAAUGUGGUAAAGCCAUAUUUCAAAAGGAGUUUAGGAACAGACGGGAAGGUUUUUUAUGAAAAUAUGUCUUCUUGUACGAGUAUGUAUUAAGAAAGUGUUACAGUAAAUAGAGCUAUUGUCAUAAUACAUGUGGUGCAUGUCUUUGAUUUUUAUCAAGUAGAAACCCUACACACUGAAAUUGGAGUAAUUAAAAAGCUCCUUAAAAAAUGGGCCAAUCAGGAAACGUUUCUGAGAGCUACUUCAUCUAUACAUUGCAAGUGCUAGGAGUUUCAAUUUUUGCAUGGGGGUUCCUUUUAGAACGUAGGUGCUCACUAAGAAUUUUA